AUAUCUUAUUUAUAUACAUUAAUUGUCUUGAGUACAUUCUAUGGAGUCCAAAAAUGGAGGCCUUCUAGCUGAUCAUGAUCGCGGAAAAUAUGACUCUUCUCAAGUUCAUGCCAUGAUAGCUGAGACUGAUCAAAUCCAGAAAACUGGUGUCUACAGACCGAAUAUCUGGAAAUAUGAUCGUAUCGAGGCCCUUAGAAAUGAAUAUGCUGAUGAGAAAUACGAAAGAAUGCUAGGGAAGCUGAUAGGGGAAGUACAGGGCCUCCUUUCUAAUACAGCUGACACUUGGGAAAAGUUGGAGCUUCUUGACAACAUGGAAAAACUUGGCUUGACCUAUCUCUUUGAGCAUGAAAUCAAGAAAGUUUUAGACACAUUAGUGUCCAACAACAACUUGAAUCUUGAUGGUGAAAAGGAUCUUUACAAUACUGCUCUAUUUUUUACAGUCCUCCGUAAACAUGGCUUCCAUGUCUCUCAAGAUAUGUUUGCAGACCUGGUGGAUAAUACACAUUCGGAUAUGAAAGCUAUGCUCAAGCUUUUCGAAGCAUCUCAUCUUGCCUUCGAAGGCGAAAACAUAUUGGACAGAGCAAAUUUGAUUUCAAGAAAUUACCUCAAGAGCAUCGGCUCAUCUGCAGAAGAUGCUUCUCUUGCUAAUGUAACCCGCAGUUUAAAAGACCCGUAUAACAUUUGGUACAAUGUCAAGACACAAAUACGAUUUCACGGAAAAAAUACCAACUCCAGCUCUCAUUUACUCAAUCUAGCCAGGUACAACUUCAACAUGAUUCAGGCCACACAUCAAAAGGAAGUAAAAGAGCUGUUAAGGUGGUGGAAGGCACUAGACUUGAAAAGAAGUUUACCAUUCAUCAGAAAUAGAGUAAUGGAAAGCUUUGUGUGUGCAGUUGGAAUUGUUUCUGAACCGAAAUAUGGAAGCUUGAGGAAUUGGUUAACGAAAAGCAUUACACUAAUACUAGUGCUAGAUGAUGUUUUUGAUGCAUCUGGUUGCACUUUGGAGGAACUGGAAAACUUUACUAGUGCUCUAAACAGGUGGGAUGGUGAGCAAAAUGAAAAACUUUCAGCGGGUAUGAACAUUUGUCUGCAGACUUUGUAUGAUACCAUCAAGAACAUUGCAUCCGAAAUCGAGGAUGUGUAUGGUUGGAAUUCUGUUUCACCUCAUUUACAGAAAGCGUGGACAACAUUUUGCCAGUCAAUGCUGAAGGAAGCAAGGUGGUUUAACACGAAAUACACACCAUCACUGAAAGAGCAUACUGACAACGGACGGAACUCCUCGUCUGGUCCUUUACUGUCUCUUCAUAUAUUCUUCGCGCUUGUAACCAAAACCGAACCAAAUCAAGUCAUUGAGCUUCUCCAAUGCACAGCCAAACACCAACACAAUGUGGCGCUCAUCUUUCGGCUAUGCAACGACUUGGGAAAUUAUGCAGUAGAAAUUGAAAGAAGUGAUGCUUCAUCAUCGAUCCAGUGCAUUAUGCAAGAACAAGGUGUUUCAGAAGAAGUAGCUCGAGAUCAGAUCAAACACAUGAUAGCUAAUGCAUGGAAGAAGAUCAAUUAUCAGUGCCAAACACAAUCUCCAUUGUUGCAACCAUACCUCAAGUACUCGGCAAAUAUUGCGAGAGUGGCACAUGUUGUGUAUCAUAACGGAGAUGGGGUUUCGAAUGCGGAUGGCAUGACCCGGAACCAAGUCAUGGAUCUCCUCAGUGAACCUCUUCUACUCACCUGACAUAAUCAUCCUCUUCAAAUACUGUCAGGCCAAUCAAUUAUGAUCAAAUGGAACAAUUAGGGAAAAAAAUAAUAAAAUAAGCCUCAAUAGUUAUUGAGGUGUUAAUUGUUAUGAUAUUGUUACAUAUC
This is a messenger RNA of Daucus carota subsp. sativus, 1857 nucleotides long. Its product is annotated as alpha-farnesene synthase. Bases 41 to 1729 code for a protein of 562 amino acids. Gene Ontology annotation, molecular function: magnesium ion binding; terpene synthase activity. Gene Ontology annotation, biological process: diterpenoid biosynthetic process. The record is from RefSeq and is a predicted model, not a curated record. NCBI's taxonomy places the organism in Eukaryota, Viridiplantae, Streptophyta, Magnoliopsida, Apiales, Apiaceae. The transcript is spliced from 7 exons.